GCGAGGCCAUGUCUGUCGGCGAGCUCUACAGCCAGUACACAAGGGUCUGGAUCCCUGACCCAGAUGAAGUGUGGCGCUCAGCUGAAUUAACAAAGGACUACAAAGAGGGAGAGAAGAGCCUGCAGCUUAAACUGGAAGAUGAGACUAUUCGAGAAUACACAGUUGAUGUCCAAAGCAACCAGCUGCCCUUCUUGCGGAAUCCAGAUAUCUUGGUAGGAGAAAAUGACCUCACUGCCCUAAGCUAUCUCCAUGAGCCUGCAGUUUUGCAUAACCUGAAGGUCCGUUUUCUGGAGUCCAACCAUAUCUACACUUACUGUGGUAUUGUGCUUGUGGCCAUUAGCCCGUAUGAACAGUUGCCAAUCUAUGGACAAGAUGUCAUCUAUGCCUACAGUGGUCAAAACAUGGGUGAUAUGGACCCCCACAUCUUUGCUGUGGCAGAAGAAGCCUACAAGCAGAUGGCCAGAGAUGAGAAGAACCAGUCCAUCAUUGUCAGUGGAGAGUCUGGAGCUGGGAAGACGGUGUCAGCCAAGUAUGCUAUGCGCUAUUUUGCUACAGUCGGUGGCUCAGCCAGUGAAACCAACAUUGAAGAGAAGGUCCUGGCAUCCAGUCCCAUCAUGGAGGCCAUUGGGAACGCCAAGACCACUCGCAAUGACAAUAGCAGUCGCUUUGGAAAGUACAUUCAGAUUGGCUUUGAUAAAAGGUACCACAUCAUUGGGGCCAACAUGAGGACCUACUUGCUUGAGAAGUCCAGGGUGGUCUUUCAGGCAGACGAUGAGAGGAAUUACCACAUCUUCUACCAGCUCUGUGCCGCUGCCAGCCUCCCCGAAUUUAAAGAGCUUGCACUGACAUGUGCAGAGGACUUUUUCUAUACAUCACAAGGAGGUGAUACAUCCAUUGAGGGUGUUGAUGAUGCAGAGGACUUUGAGAAGACUCGACAAGCCCUCACUCUCCUUGGCGUGCGAGAGUCCCAUCAGAUAAGCAUUUUUAAGAUAAUUGCUUCCAUCUUGCACCUUGGAAGUGUGGAGAUUCGGGCCGAGCGUGAUGGGGAUUCCUGUAGCAUAUCACCCCAGGAUGAACACCUGAGCAACUUCUGUCGCCUGCUUGGGGUGGAACACAGUCAGAUGGAGCAUUGGCUGUGCCAUCGCAAGCUGGUCACAACCUCCGAGACCUACGUCAAGACUAUGUCCCUGCAGCAGGUGGUCAAUGCACGCAAUGCCCUGGCCAAGCACAUCUAUGCCCAGCUGUUCUGUUGGAUUGUGGAGCACAUCAACAAGGCCCUGCACACUUCCCUCAAGCAACACUCCUUUAUUGGGGUGCUAGACAUCUACGGGUUUGAGACUUUUGAGAUAAACAGCUUUGAGCAGUUCUGUAUCAACUAUGCCAAUGAAAAGCUCCAGCAGCAAUUCAACUCGCAUGUGUUCAAACUACAGCAAGAAGAAUACAUGAAGGAGCAGAUCCCAUGGACCCUGAUUGACUUUUACGAUAACCAACCUUGUAUUGACCUCAUAGAAGCAAAGCUGGGUAUCUUGGACCUGCUGGAUGAAGAGUGCAAGGUGCCCAAAGGAACUGACCAGAACUGGGCCCAGAAACUGUACGACUGACACUCCAGCAGCCAGCACUUCCAGAAACCCCGCAUGUCCAACACAGCCUUCAUUGUCAUCCACUUUGCAGAUAAGGUGGAGUACCUAUCAGAUGGAUUUCUGGAGAAAAAUAGGGACACCGUAUAUGAAGAACAGAUCAACAUCCUGAAGGCCAGCAAGAAAUGAGCAAGGCCACAUUCUAACAGGCCCUGAGUGAACAGAUAAAGAAACCUGAAGGCAAAGGAGACCAAGGAAGAGUCUUCAGCCAGAGAGGCCUGAAUAACUUCCAGGGAGAAGACAUCUGUGGAGGGUCUGCAGCUGACAAGCGUGGGCACUGCGAUCUCAAGACUGGAGACAGAGCUGCCACCAGCUUCAGCCCUUCUGAGGAAUCUAGGAAAGGACUUGGCAGGAUUCAGGAGGCUUUCUCCCAGACUGUAUGCCUCCAAACUCCCUGCAGGGCGCUGAUAACUCUGGAGAAUGCCAGAUUAAUUUCUUUUUGUGAUAAACCUGAGAUGAAUGCAAUAGGGUGAGAUGGUAGAAUGGAGAAAAAUAAAGCUAGCCAAAGGUCCCAAGGACUUAAAGCUGCAUAAGCCCUGCUAUAUCAUAUGGACCAAGGUGGGCUUUAGGGUGAGUCUGUGUUGGUGACAGCGGGUGUCCACUGCCCAUCGUCAUACCUGGAUAUCUGGAAUAUCAGGGAACUAAUCACAGAGACGGUUGGCUUAAGGUAAAUGUGAAUAUUGUUUGGAGGUUCAUUGUCAGAUUAGUGUCCCUGCUCCCCAGCUUUCCAGAUCUCCAGUCUAUGGUAGCUCACAAGAUUCUUCACAAGGAUUAGGGGAGGGGAAGAGAGACGAACCUCUAGCCACAGAAGAAGAGAAGAUGCUGAGGUGGUUUGAGCACCAUCCUCAUCUCGUGUGUCCUGGAACGGUGAGAGUCUUGUGACCUGCAGGAGUCUCACAGUGGCCUUCAAGCGUGGGAACUUCUUGCUGUCUUGAUAAAAUUUCCUCUUCUGGGGAGAGAAUAAAUGAUGAGUAAGGGAAAGAGAGUUGGUACUUGUUAAACACAGGGAUUAGUUUUGCCCCUGUUGAUAUGAGUGUCUUAAUUUGAGGAUUCAGGGAUAUCAGAACUGAAAAGACCCCUGCUGAUAAAACUCUUGCAGAGCAAGUUUAUGAGUAGUUAACAACUUCACUGAGUGUUUAUGGUAUGGUAAUCAAUACAAAGUCAACUUCUGGGGUUGUAGUGGAAAAGACUUAGUUAGUAAAUACGUAGUAAAUGCAAAAUAAUGUGUAUGACCACAAUAUACAUGUUGUAGAAGGUUCUAUGGAGAAAAUUAAAGGUUUCUGGGGGUCCCCAAGAUCACCCUCAGAUGCAGAAGUUUCUAGCAGGACUCAAGGGACUGGGAAUGUAGCCAUACUUCGGACGAUGGUGUUUUCCAGUGAAAAGGAUACAAAGCAGAUCCAACAAAAGACAGGUGCUUAGGGGAGUGGGAAGGAGACCAGGCACGUCCUCUCCCAGUGGACUCAGCAGACGAGCUAACCUCCCCAAGGAAGCAAGCAAGCAGGACAAUACUUGCAAAUGUUUUCUAGGGGUCAGUUACAUGAGCACCCUUGACCUAGCAUGAGCCAAACGGCCAGAUUCCCAGGAGGAAAGUAGGCAUUCAACAUGAAACAGUAUGAAACCGUAUUGUUCACCCAAUCAGUUUUAGGCACAGCGACCCAUUCUCAUCAGGGAGUUCUGAAAACCCACCCCAAGUCCAACUUCCCAGAAAUUAGCCAAAGGUUGAUCUUCCUAAGACUAGCAGUCCUGCUCUUUUCUGCAUGGAAUUGUUUAAAUUGUGCAUACUGCAUGUUUUAAAUUAGAAAUGAAAUAUAAUCAAAAAAGUCAAAUAGUCUAGAAAUACAUACAAGUCUUCUGUCCUAGCCCGUCACCCUUCUGAUGAAUGCCUCGUCUGCAUAUGAAGCAGGUUGGUACGCCUUUUCACGAGUGAGACGGUUACAGAUGUACACCGAGUCCCUUCCGAUUACAUUGGCCAUUGUACCCUGGCCCUCUUUCCACACGAGCACACAUCUUUUACUCCUUUCUUAAAUAACUGCGGGUAGCUUGUGAUUUCAGAGACGCCAUAGCUGCCCUUUUUGCACACCUUUGCUUGUACCAUUACAUCUGUUAGGUAGAACUGUAGAUGUGGAAUAAGGGUUCAGUGAGUGUUUACAACAGUUAAUAGAUGUUACUGAAUUGGAAGGCAAAAUAGGUCUGUGCUGUGCUCUUAGAAGAUAACAGACUCACUUCUUUCUCUCCACCACCCUAGAAUUCUAGCUUUCCCUUCAGUGGGUCAUAUGUCUCCCAAGCCAAUGACUAUGUCACCACCCCCAUUCUUCCCAUAGACCUACAUAAGUCAUCUGCAGGUGCAGCUGCGGACCAGAGAGUGUGACUGCGUGCUUUGAGGCACAUGGGCCUGUCUGGUGCAUCUGUGACUAUACAUUUUUACAGGUCCUUGUUUUCUGGGCUGCUCUCAUUUUCUUUCAGGUUUUUCUCUUCACAGCAGUCCUCUAAGGCUUAGGUUGCUAACUCCAAGUCAAAGAGAAAAAUAAAUACCUAUGCUAUCAAUUUUAAAAUGUAAUGUCCAUUUUUAUCAGUUUUUAUCUCCAAGUAUUCUCAAAUCCUUAUAUAAAUGCAUAAUUUUAAACUACUUUGAUUUUAUGGGAAACUAUUAGCUCUUCUGCUUUGUAUGGCAUAUCUGAUAAAAAUUAUUAACUUGUCAUGAAUAAUUAACUAGUAUGAAACCAAAGGCUUCCCCUGACCUGCCACCCUCAGGCAUGUUUGUAGAACUCUCACCAAGAGCAUUGAGAUAAAUCUGUGGUAAUGAGAAUGUAAUUAGGAAAGCCUGUGCAGCAAGCAAAGAGGUUAGAAUGGAGCUAAUUGUUUUCUCAGAUAUCACAAGGGCUAAAAAUAGGAACCUCAGUAAAAGAAUGCUUCUUUAAGACAUGACAUUAACACAUUCAUUUGUUUCUAAUAUUAAAUCAUGGCAAGUUUUCCAUCGUCCUAUCAUUUGCUUACUAUAAAAGGAUUUUUGUUGUUGUGGAUAAAACAUUAAAG
This is a messenger RNA of Jaculus jaculus (lesser Egyptian jerboa), 4670 nucleotides long. RefSeq names its product unconventional myosin-Vb-like. The record is from RefSeq and is a predicted model, not a curated record. Gene Ontology annotation, biological process: vesicle transport along actin filament; actin filament organization. Gene Ontology annotation, cellular component: myosin complex; cytoplasm; vesicle. Gene Ontology annotation, molecular function: ATP binding; actin filament binding; microfilament motor activity. NCBI's taxonomy places the organism in Eukaryota, Metazoa, Chordata, Mammalia, Rodentia, Dipodidae.